CUGGGUUCGGCUCGGCAUGCAGAGCGCGCUGCUCCUGGCGGUGCGGCACGGCGGGCGCAUGGAGCGGGGCAGCCGCCGCCGCAGCGAGCCGGAGGAGACGGAUAAGGGCAGGAUGAAGAGAACGAUCAUUAAGGAUUGGAAAACAAGACUGAGCUACUUCCUGCAGAAUUCUUCCAAUUCUAGUAAAAGGAAAUCUAAGAAUGCAGGGAAACGCCGCAACUACUUCAGACCUUCCCCUGAAGAAGCCCAGCUGUGGUCAGAAGCCUUUGAUGAACUUCUUGCUAACAAAUAUGGUCUUGCUGCUUUCCGAGCUUUUUUGAAGUCUGAGUUUUGUGAAGAAAACAUUGAGUUCUGGUUGGCCUGUGAGGACUUUAAGAAAACGAAAUCGCCCCAAAAGCUGACAUCGAAAGCAAAGAAAAUUUACAAUGACUUCAUUGAAAAGGAGGCUCCCAAAGAGAUAAACAUAGACUUCCAGACCAAGAACAUGAUUGCACAGAACAUCCAGGGACCCACCCACACCUGCUUCAGUGCAGCACAGAAGAGAGUUUACAGCUUAAUGGAGAAUAACUCCUACCCGCGGUUUUUGGAAUCGCAAUUCUACCAGGAACUGUGCAAGAAGACACCUAUCAGCAGGGCAGCCCAGGGUACAUGAGCGAUAGAGAGAAGCAGCCUCUAGGCUGGUGAGGAAGCCACGCUACAGCUUGUGAGCAGCAUCCUGACCCAAAAGGCUGGGCUGCUGAGCGGUCAGCCUGUUUGCCACGGUACAAGGACAAACACUGACUUUGGUGCAGAGCUGGUGGCCCAGAGUGAUGCUGUUGGAGAGUGUUCAGGGGACGUGGCAGAAGUGUGCCAGCAGCUGUUGGCACUUCCCUUCUCCGUCAGUGCUGCAGCGAGAGGUGGCUGUGUAAGGAGCCCUUGUCACGGCCGAGGAAUGAUGCGGCAGGUCUGGAGAGAGCUUCCUUCUUGUGAACAAAAGCUGCUCUCUGCUCUUGGGCGCUGCUGGGAACUUGAGUAAUUGGUUGCCUGUUUAUUUUUCCUAAACAUCCCUCAGUGCUGUUGUUGUCUG
Messenger RNA from Cinclus cinclus, 1066 nucleotides. RefSeq names its product regulator of G protein signaling 2 (gene RGS2). The record is from RefSeq and is a predicted model, not a curated record. Bases 17 to 652 code for a protein of 211 amino acids. The transcript is spliced from 5 exons. NCBI's taxonomy places the organism in Eukaryota, Metazoa, Chordata, Aves, Passeriformes, Cinclidae.